AUGGAAGCACAAGCUUCUCCAAGCUGGUCAAAGGAGCCUCCUCCCUCGCCAGCUGCCUCCUGCACCGACACUUCAAUCAGUUCCAUUGAGGGUCAGUUCGGGGCAAUUUGGGACAGGGGAUCUCUAGUGGCCAUCAACCCAAGAGACAGAGAAAAGUAUGCUGCUCUCAUGAUUUCUCUCAUGCCAGACUGCAGAUACCUUUUGGACACUUUGUUGUACAAUCCUGAAUUAUAUAAAGGUCCUCCCUUUUUAGUGCCGGAUGAGCAAGUCGCCAGCCUGUUUGGGACCGGCUGUGAUGUGGACGCGCUGCAUUCGUACGAUGCCUUCACAGACAGACAGCGAGCCUGGAACCUGGACUACCUGACUGAAAAUGUUCACCUCAUCACUCUCAAGAGCAUUUAG
Cyclopterus lumpus (lumpfish) is the source of this 402-nucleotide messenger RNA. Its product is annotated as probable thiopurine S-methyltransferase. Gene Ontology annotation, molecular function: thiopurine S-methyltransferase activity. NCBI's taxonomy places the organism in Eukaryota, Metazoa, Chordata, Actinopteri, Perciformes, Cyclopteridae. The record is from RefSeq and is a predicted model, not a curated record.